GUCGGGGGUCAGUAAAUUUUAAUGGUGAAGGCGGACUAAAAAAUACCAAGAAAAAAAACCAAUUCAAAUUCCUCGACAUUCCAACCAGAUUACUAAAUGGGGAUGUCUUUUAGCAUGUUCUUGCCCAGUAUAAUACGCAACCUUUUCUUUUAAUUACUCAUAAAAACUUUUAUUUUAGAUGAAAAUAGCUCAAAGAAUAGGCUUUUCAGCUUAAACAACCUUAAAGAAGCUAACGAACACAUCUGGGGUUUUCGUCAUGUUAUACUUCCCCUUUCUCUUUUACAUCAUUCUGUUAUUUCAUACAGUUCACUGAAAUAUAUACUACAGCAGAGAAGGUAAAAGGGGUUUUGAAUACAUGGGUGCCUGCCAAAUGCUUGAGACAGAGGAUUCAGCUUGAGCCCAUUGGUUAGUUUGCUUUCGAUUGUUAUUUAGCAGAUUUUGAUUUUGAGUUGGUGAGUUUGAAGCUGUAAGGCACUUGCAGCCCGGCCUAUGCUUAUUACUAUUCCUAACUGGGCUCUGCUAGGAGAUCAGGCUUUCAAUUGAUUUUGAGCUUGUGAAGCUAAUUGGUUUAAGCACGCUAGCUUCGACUUUGGGUGAGGAUUAAUGUUUGAAUGGUUUUGAGCUGGUGCAGCUUGAGGCUCAAACACCACUGAGCUCCACUGCGGGAGAAGAUCAGGGUUUCAUUUUGAGCUGCUUAGGCCUGAAGUUUAAGCUGGUCUGUGCUUAUUGGCCAUUCUUGUUCGUUCUUGACUGCUGGAGGGGGUCUCAAACAGGGAAUAGUUGCCAAACGCCUGAAGGAAUAACCCCAACCCUGCGAACAGUAAAAAUCCACUAGUCCCACCCAGAACGAUUUCCAUACUCAAUUGGGCGUUGGCUUAAAAGAUGUUGAAAGUCGCCUCUCAUCUCCCCUCAGGGACAGGACACUUUUGUCUCAUGAUUUUAGUCCUCCUGCUGCCAAAUGUGGCUUCCACUGCAACUUCUUCUAGGCCUUCUUUUGCUCUGUCCAAGUCAAAUACUACUAAGGAAGCUCCUUCCCCAAUACAAUCUCCAACCCCUGCCCCUAAACCUAAGGGCAAAACACACCCAGCUGCUUCACAUACACCUGCUGCUGCCCCUUCUCCUAAACCUCAUAAGGGCAAAACGCACGCAGCAGCGUCAAAUGCACCUGCUGCUGCCCCUGCCCUUGCCCCUGUCCAUCCCAAAGCCAAAGCACCAACGCCACAUAAGCCUACAAUCACCAAUGGCACCCUGGAUCCUGCUCAGGUAAAGGCAUUGCGGUCGCUGGGAGUAACAGUAGAAGCUGAUGCAUGUAACACUGAUGUCCAGCAGCUUUUAAUUUGUGAUAACGCCCGUGGCCCUCUCAAGCACCUCAUAUCCUUGGAGCUCCAGUACUGCUCCCCCAAUGCUCCCCUGUCCAGUACUGCCUUAUCGAGCCUGAGCACCUUACAGUCGCUAUCUUUUGUGGACUGUCCCAUGAAGGUAACAGCGCCCCUCCCACCUAAGUUGGCUGAAUCUCUGUCAACGUUUAGCUGCAGUAAAAGCUUGGGCCGCACAGUCGAAAACAAAGAUUUACCUACCCUUUCGGGUAUCUGGCUCAGCAAACUCCAGAGUCUGAAGGAGCUUAGCGUCAAAGAUGUGGUGGUAAAUGGAAGUGGUAGUGGGGUGGGGGCAAUCAUGGGUAACAUGAGCAAGCUUGAGCAGGUAACCUUUUCAAAUACCAAUAUCAGUGGCACCCUCCCCAAGUCAUGGCCCCGGAGCCUUACAGCACUGCAAAUAUCCCAGAGCAUGAUAAAGGGGAACAUUCCUCCUACUAUGUCCAAUCUCACUCUGCUACAGUCCUUGGAUUUGAGCCUCAAUAAUCUAACAGGACAUAUUCCAGCUGGCUUUGGAAGUCUGAAAAACUUGCAGAGUUUGUCUUUAAGCUCAAACAGGCUAACAGGGAAUAUUCCAGCUGGGUUCAAGAAUCUCACAUUGCUUUCUUAUUUAGAUCUCAGCAAUAAUCACCUCAAUGGCACUGUCCCUGCAUUCAUUGGCAAUAUUAAGGGACUCCGUUACCUGGACCUACGCAAUAACAAGUUCCAUGGGGUCCUGCCCUUUAGUACGGCUUUUGUUAAAAAUCUCAAUACUUUCAAAGUGGGGGGUAACCCUGAGCUCUGUUUCAACGACUCCAUACUUUUAAGCACAAUAUCAGGAGGUGCAGAUCCCUGUGAUAGUAAAGGGAGACCAUCUAAAGCAAAUGCAGAUCAGCCUGCCUUUGCUCCUGAUGAGUUUGCUCCCACUCCAACACCUCUGGAGGAUGCAGCGCAGUCCCCUCACAAGAAGAAUAAGCCUAAAACAGUUGUGUUGGCUGUGUCCAUUGCUCUGGCAUCUUUGGUUUUUGUCAUAAUAGUUGCAGUUGUGGUGUCAAGACGGUGUGCAAGAAGGGAUUGACAAAUAUAGGAUGUUGUUUAACUGUUUUUUAAUGAUUAAUCGGAGAUGAGAAAGCCAGUGACCAAAUUUUUUAAGGGCACUGAGACUGUAGGUUGCCUUACUACACUGAGGGCUGGAUAUGAAGCUUUUGGUCACCUUAUUAUGCUUUGGGGAAGUGACUAUGAGCCACCUUGUUGCAGAGUGGGGUUGAAUUUGUGCCACGCUUUGGAUCUCCAUUAUUAGUACUCAACCACCUCAUGUAGCUAAAAUUUUAUUCUUUAUAAUUUAAUGUUUUCUGAGACAGGACUUUGUUGGACAGUACAAAUCCAACUUGAGAAAAUAGGUUUGAGAUGAAUAUGUUUGUUGAGUGAGUUGAAUGAGUUGUUAAAACCACUCAUGUAGAAUAGAAAUUGUUGGAGAAAGAAGUGGGAUUACAUCUUACAAAAUAGGAAGUUGAAGCAAUUUAUAUC
Cryptomeria japonica (Japanese cedar) is the source of this 2879-nucleotide messenger RNA. RefSeq names its product receptor-like protein 51. The coding region runs from base 883 to 2430 and encodes 515 amino acids. Gene Ontology annotation, molecular function: protein binding. Lineage: Eukaryota; Viridiplantae; Streptophyta; Pinopsida; Cupressales; Cupressaceae. The record is from RefSeq and is a predicted model, not a curated record. The transcript is spliced from 3 exons.